CCAAGCGUGUUGAGAGUCUGAUAGACUCGCCCGCCAGCCCUGAAAUUUAAAAAACCAUUAAAAGUUCUGUGGAGUCUGGUUAACUGUUUUUCCUGCAGGUCAUAAAUUGAUUGACGGCUUUUUAAUGUUACAAACUGAAGGCUUUCAUCUGUGAGAUUAGGUUUAAUUAUGAUUCCUUUUAUGCUAAUGUGUGCAAUUGUAUUAAUUGUACUACUAUUAUUAUCCUUCAGUUUUGUUUACCUAGGCUUCUAUGCUUAGAUAUAGGAGCUGGAUAUAUUGUUUUCUGCUGCUUGCCUUGUGAAAAAAAAAAGGGAAAUCAUAUCAUAUAUAUGGCAUUUUCUCUGUACAGCUGUUUUGUUGGAACGAGGAAGUUGAAACUUCCUUUUCUUUCUGUUCCUCUGUUCUUACCUGUGCUGUGAUUCUAGCACUUGAUUCAUUCUUAUACCUGUUUGCUUGAAGUGAGUGUGGCAUUUUUUCUUUGUCCAUCUCAAAAACAACAUGCUGCGUAGCUUCUUUCUCCUGUUUCUUUUGUGUGAGAACACAGUGAAAUCCACGACUACAGAUUUCCCUGUUACAAGUGGAACCCCUGCUUCUACUUAUAACACAAUUGCUCAGACAACUGCUAAUAUGUCUACUUCAACAACUGAAGAAAUGCCUUCUUCUGUGGAGCUGUUGGCCACACCAGACUACCCAGUUGCAGCAGGUCAAAGAGUCAGUCUGCACUGCAGCGCUUCAUAUAGUCCAGCAUCCACUGUUUGGAUCUGGGAACGGCAUGAAAAUCAGACCUGGCAAGAAGUGGGUUCCGGUACAGAUCUAAUCCUCACCGAACCAGAGCAGAGUGGGGAGUACCGUUGCCGUGCCAUGAGAUCUAUUUUUGUGAUGAGCGAUAGCCACACAGUCUAUAUCGUUUCCAUGCAUGCAACAGUUGGUGAGAAUUUAGGAAUCGCUGCUUUUGUCUUCUCUCUUCUGGCCCUGAUGAUCAACAUCGCUAUUAUCUUUUGGCUGUACUCGCGAAGACUCAAUGACACACCAACCACCUUGAACACUGCGGCUAGAGGUUUUGCUGUUCCAGAAAAGUCACCAGAGGGAAAUCUUCCAAAGAUUGACAAUGACGCAGAUGUGUACAUGAAUUACACAAGCACCAACCAAGCCUACAGUGAUCUGGACCAGGCCAAUAUGAAUACAGAUAAUGUGUACUCCAGUCUUUCAUAAACAUCCGGCUUAGAUGAGGGUGAAGAUGUGCCUAAAAAGAGAUUUCCUUUAAUCUGCACACUGCUGCUACCUGUUGCCAUUACAGUGCCAUCUAAUCUCAUCUAAUCUAAAUAUGGUAAAACUGACUGCAGUGCUUGCUGAGUGAAACUGUUCCUACAACACAGUAAAAGGCUCUUCAUUCACUGUUUGUACAUGUUAAUAAAACCUGUAACACCUGUGAA
This is a messenger RNA of Larimichthys crocea (large yellow croaker), 1433 nucleotides long. RefSeq lists its product as uncharacterized. The record is from RefSeq and is a predicted model, not a curated record. Lineage: Eukaryota; Metazoa; Chordata; Actinopteri; Sciaenidae. The transcript has 6 exons. The coding region runs from base 499 to 1212 and encodes 237 amino acids.